AUGCAUAUCCUUUUAUUUAUCGCAGUUGAUAUGCAGACUGAAUUAAACAAAAAUGAAAACCCAAACUGCACCUAUGGGGAAGAUCAUUACGAUCUAAUCAACGAAAAUGAAAUAGAUUCUACAGUUUUGCUCAAGGAUGAUCGUGUGCUUAGUAGAAGAUUGCCUUCUCUACCAAAACCGACAAACGAUGAUAAGGAAUACGAGUUAAUGGUUCCAUCUAAAUGCUCUGCGACUAAGUACAUUUCAGCGAAAGAGGAAGAAAAGAGCAGAUGUCUUGAAAUCUGUGAAAUGGUGAACAUCUUCAAGCCACUAAUAGUUCAGAACUUGCUUAUCCGUGACAUCCUACCGUCCUUGCCAUUCCUAGAAAAUCAUGACGAUAUUUAUGAAGAAUCGAAAAUACAUUCGAAUAAAAGUGCUGUUGCGUCUCUCUUAGAUGAGUUAGAGAGAAGUGAAGAGCUCGGAAAAUGGGAGAAAUUUAUAGAUGCUCUUAUCGCCAACGGAUACACGUACAUUGUUGAUAACAUUAGAGGCUACAACUUUAUCAGUCACAGAUAUCAGAAAGAAUACAUCAAAAGCCUCACAGAAAAACUAGGGAAAAUGAUCAAAAUAUGCGAGCUGCUACCGCAUCUUUUUGCAAAAGAUCUAAUAAGCGACACGGACAAAGAAAAUAUCCAACAAGAGGAUAAGAACAAUGGUAAUAUUGUAGCAGUAUAUCUACUGCUGGACAGAAUACACCGAAAGCACCGUAACUGGUAUAUAUUAUUCAUCGAAGCUCUUAAAGAUGCCCACAUGGACGAUGCUGCAGCUGAUCUACAAAUACCAGAAUUGUUAAAAAGCAAACGGAUAAAGGUUACAGACGUUUGUAAGUUUUACUAGCUCGACUAUUCGAAGAAUGGUCUAGCUAUUCUACUCACCCUGGCGUCGGCGUCGGCCUCGGCGUCACACCGUGGUUAAGUUUUUGCAUGAAAGUACAUACAGCUAUCAUUUAAAGGCAUAUAGCUUUGAAACUUAUUUUUUUCUUUUUCUAGGUCAAUUACCAACAUCACUGGGUCAGGAUCCAUACUUCUGACAUGUAUUGUGAGAAAAUUAUGCCCCCUUUUGAACUUAAAAAAUUCUGGUUAAAGUUUUACAUGCAAGUUACUCUCCAAAACUAAUGCAGAUAUUGGAUUGAAACUUAACAUGUGUCUUCGGGGUUAUAAAACUAGUUGAUCGCAUCAAGUCCCAUUACUCUGACCUGCAUUUUAGCCAAAUUAUGCCCCCUUUUGGACUUAGAAAACCCUGGUUAAAGUUUUGCGUGCGAGUACAUAAAGC
This is a messenger RNA of Mercenaria mercenaria, 1311 nucleotides long. RefSeq lists its product as uncharacterized. The transcript has 4 exons. Gene Ontology annotation, biological process: regulation of apoptotic process. The coding region runs from base 1 to 876 and encodes 291 amino acids. The record is from RefSeq and is a predicted model, not a curated record. NCBI's taxonomy places the organism in Eukaryota, Metazoa, Mollusca, Bivalvia, Venerida, Veneridae.